CGUGUAUAAGUAAAAAAAGGGGGUGAAACAGAAUCAGAAUUUCCCGAUAGAAAUAGAUCAGACUUUUUGGUUCGUAAAGAAGUGCUUAUUCCAAACGCGAUCUGUGGUGGUGGUGGUACGUAAGGAUCACGCAGCAAAACCAAAACCCCCCAUUCACAGACCAGCUAGGGUUUCUCUCUUCUGCUAACUUAACCAAAUGGCUGAUCCUGAGCUGGAAGCAAUCAGACAGAGACGGAUGCAGGAGCUUAUGGCUCGGCAUGGCACAGGAAAUCAACCGAACCCUGAACAGCAGAAUGCUCAGGAGGAUGCAAAAAGGGAGGCAGAUGAAAGAAGACAAAUGAUGCUUAGUCAGCUGUUGUCUGCUGAAGCACGAGAAAGACUUGCUCGAAUUGCUUUGGUGAAACCAGAGAAAGCAAAAGGUGUCGAAGAUGUUAUAUUGAGAGCUGCUCAAAUGGGUCAGAUAACUGAAAAGGUUUCUGAAGAAAGACUCAUAUCACUGCUGGAGCAGAUAAACAGCCAAACAGCAAGGCAGACAAAAGUCACAAUACAGAGGCGUCGAAGUGUUCUUGAGGAUGAUGAUUAGCUCUCACCGUCUCUUAAUUGGUUUCUUGAUUACGGACGUCAUGCUUUAUUAUGGUGUAUUUUAUGGACAAUGUAAUUUAUAAGUGGGUUGUGAAAUAUGUUUCAUUUUGGGCGUCUUGCCUGGCCUACACAUUAAAUUACAUAUUUGAUUUAUGUGUGCGAUUGAUUGAAAGUGAAAGAUGUUUCGAGAGGAUGGUAAAAUGCAUUAAAAUGAAAUUGUAAUUUAGUAGUUUUUUCAUUUGAUAAAAGAUAUAUUUUAUGUUGAGAUAUGUUUACUUAUAAAUUUUAUAACUUCAGUGUCAAACAACUUGAUCACA
Molecule: messenger RNA, 899 nt
Organism: Cicer arietinum (chickpea)
Lineage: Eukaryota; Viridiplantae; Streptophyta; Magnoliopsida; Fabales; Fabaceae
Cellular component (GO): cytosol; nucleus
Molecular function (GO): DNA binding
Source: RefSeq, a predicted model, not a curated record